Messenger RNA from Cephus cinctus (wheat stem sawfly), 589 nucleotides. Its product is annotated as translation machinery-associated protein 7 homolog. The transcript is spliced from 2 exons. Bases 154 to 348 code for a protein of 64 amino acids. The record is from RefSeq and is a predicted model, not a curated record. Lineage: Eukaryota; Metazoa; Arthropoda; Insecta; Hymenoptera; Cephidae.
CUUUGACCACUCAGAGGGCAACAUAGUCGUAUAUAAACUUCAAUCAUGCGCAAUGUUAAACAAAAUUCAUUAAUUUCUGUGGUUGAGUAGUCGGCGCUCAGCAUUGUUGGCUGCUUUUUAAAUUCAUUCAAAUUUUCUAACACUGCCCGGAGAAUGUCUGGUCGUGAAGGAGGUAAGAAGAAACCACUGAAGGCACCUAAAAAGGAGAGCAAAGAAAUGGAUGACGAGGACGUUGCAUUUAAACAGAAGCAGAAGGAACAACAAAAAGCUCUUGCGGAAGCAGCAAAGAAAGCAGGACAAAAAGGUCCUUUGGUUACUGGUGGAAUUAAAAAGUCUGGCAAAAAAUGACCCAUGUACUUAAGGACUCUAAAGACUACAAACGCCGUACAUGCGAUACUCAAAUAGCUAAUUAAUAUUAACAGAAAUUGAUGUGUUACCGAAUCUUUUUUUUAUUUUUCCUGUCUACACCAGAAAUCAUUACGAUGGACAUUUAAUCUUUGUAAAUAAACUAAAGGACAAGUAUUAGCUAGAAUUUAUUCCUCAUAAAAUUUAAAUUUUCAUAAUAAAACUAUUACUAUUUCUCAAACAA